CAUUUUUACUAAAUUUCGGUGAGAAUUAAGUCCAAAUUCGUGAUUUCGAGUAAAACUUCUCCACUCAGUUUCAAAAUGCUCGGUGAUGGAUCGCAAACCCCUACUCGGCAUGAGUUGCUGAGUAUGGUGAGGAAGCACUCAAAGUUGAUAGGGCAAACGAUAUUGGAAGAGAAUGAGACGGAUGAUGUGGAAAUGGAUUCUGCCUUCUGGCAUGACAUACUUGACUUAUAUUUUGUUCGCAGUAGAGAAUCAAGGGGACGUGAAGAUGAUGAUCUCAUAUUCUUUGUUAGAAAAUUGAAUUUGCAGGCCCAAAAACCCAGUGACAAUGUGGAAAGCAACUCUCCUUACUUUGUACGCAGGUGGGCACCUAAGUUGGACGACUUAAUUGGUGAGAAUUCAAUAUAUGUAGAUUGGAGGCGGUCUUUUUAUCUGAAUUUGAUUGCUCAUACCUCUUUCAGUGUGACUGUAGCAAUUUGCAGUCAUCAGGUCCUUCGGCAAUAUCACGCUAGCCAAGGCAAAACCUUGUCUCCUAUCUAUAAGGUUGUGAAGACUGUAUAUGCAUCUCCGAGUCGUAUUAAUUUUCAUUUGGAUUCAAGAAAGGAAGUAGAAACAACACCUGCCUAUCCAGAUAUCUGUUUUGCAGUAGAUGACUUCGAUUCGACAUUUGAUGCAGUGGUCUUGACUGAUACAGACCACUGCUAUUGUGUGCUGCUAAAUGCUCAUGACGGGGCGGCAUUUCCAUGUGAGAAAAAGCCAGAACAACCUGCUGGUUCGGACAUUUCUUCUUCAGAAAAUGUUACAGGUGGUGGCAAGAUAAAGAACUCCAAGAUUACCCUUUUCUCAGGCUUUGUCAGCUACCAAAUGGUCCGAGAAGCAUAUGAUGCUGGGAGGACUGGUUUUGGCAGCCUUCUUUCUCUUGGUCAUUCUUCUGGGAAAACAGACAGAAUUUACAUGAAAGGUCCUGGAGGCCGUGGCGAAGUUGAAGUAGCUGUCUCUGGUGUUCUUGAUCAAAGCAAGAUGGAAUUAGGUCCUCAAUCACCAAUUCAAAUAUCUAAAAGAGGACUUGGGAUUGGAACUAUUGUUCGCACAGCAGCAUCUGUUGCAUCAACAGCGGCAAAGCAUGCUUAUGCUGCAGCCUCUUCCUCUCGACCUACAGAGGAAGAGAUGCUGCCCCUCAAGUGCUGCUUGAUGUCCAUAUCGUUGCCAUGGGAAAACAUUGCUCAUGAUCUCUUAUUCAAGGGAAGUCCACCAGUGAACUUGUAGUAAUCAAGUCAAGGUUCAAACUUCAAGAAUUAACUUACGAGGUAAGGUACGCGAACAAAUCAGAAAUGGGUUCACUGGAAAAGAAAUGUUUGGAGUUGGUUUGUAAAUUACUUGUAUCUUAGUAGUUCUGUUGCAACAGUUAAUGUUAGUUCGAGUAGCAUAGUGUUUUAUUUCUAUUUAGUUCGAACGCUGAUGAUCUAGUAAACCAAUGCUUGUAUUUGAAUUUAAUUCGACUCUUACAUGCAUUUUACAAUUUUACUCA
Messenger RNA from Sesamum indicum (sesame), 1525 nucleotides. Lineage: Eukaryota; Viridiplantae; Streptophyta; Magnoliopsida; Lamiales; Pedaliaceae. The record is from RefSeq and is a predicted model, not a curated record.